GCAGCAGAUCUUCCAUUGCAUUCUUCCUUCUUCCAACACGCAACAACCACAGCUGUGGCAUUCUCACAAUUUCUCACAAAUUUUAUAGUGGGCUUCUCUUGACUUUUUGUUCCUCUCUCCAAUCAACUAAUAAGUGGUGUAACCAUGUUCCGAACACGCGCCCUCGCACGAACUCUGAAGCCCUUGGGUGACCGAAUUUUGGUCAAGAGAGCUCCCAAGGAAGUUCAGACUGCCAGUGGUAUUUAUCUCCCUACCGACAAGACCAAAGAUCCCAAUGAAGGAGAAGUGGUGGCGGCUGGACCCGGGGAACGUGAUGUGACCGGCACUCUUCACAAAACAAGCCUCCAAGCAGGUGAUAAGGUUCUUCUUCCGGAAUAUGGAGGAAGCAAAGUCACAAUUGAGGACCAGGAAUUGUUUCUCAUCCGAGAAUCGGAUAUUUUGGGAAAAUUUGAGUAAAGGCAAAAAGAUUAAAGAAUAGAAGUGGAUGAAAUGACAAACCUGGAUAUUGGAUAUGUGAUGAUGAUGAUGAUGAUGAGGAUGAGCAAAUAUGGAUUGGUGUUUUGGUUUGACGGUGGGAAGAAUUGGUGAUUGAUGGAUUUUUCAAAAUACUCAAACAAUCAACUGGAAUGCAUCCUCCUUGAUGACAUUACAUCUUCCCCUGACGAAUGUACGACUGUACUUAGAAAUCAAAGGCGGUUUGAAUAAUUGAAUCCUUACUCUCCGAUGGAAGCAUUCUUUG
Messenger RNA from Seminavis robusta, 739 nucleotides. NCBI's taxonomy places the organism in Eukaryota, Bacillariophyta, Bacillariophyceae, Naviculales, Naviculaceae. The record is from the annotation of a GenBank genome assembly.